Molecule: messenger RNA, 1689 nt
Organism: Coffea eugenioides
Lineage: Eukaryota; Viridiplantae; Streptophyta; Magnoliopsida; Gentianales; Rubiaceae
Product: MDIS1-interacting receptor like kinase 2-like
Exons: 1
Coding region: 1-1689 (562 amino acids)
Molecular function (GO): protein binding
Source: RefSeq, a predicted model, not a curated record
AUGGCCAUUAGAUUCACAGCAAAAGUUUUCUCUUUAGAAUUUCAUUGUGAAAUAUAUCCAGCAAAUAUGUCAAUUCUGAAUUAUUCCAUCUGCCCAAUUUGUUUAGUUUCUGUAUGCUUGGCCAUCCUUCACUUACUCUCCAGUUCUAGAAUUAAUGCUGCUUCUGAUCAAAUGCAUUCAGCAUCAAGUACUGGAAGUGAAGGGAAAGCUCUUUUAAUAUGGAAAGCCAGUCUUGACAAUUAUAGCCAAUCCCAGUUGUCAUCGUGGUUGCCUUCUGUCAAUCCUUGCAGUACUUGGAUUGGAGUUCGAUGCAACAAAGCUGGUCGAGUAUCGGUAAUUAACAUCACUAGUUCUGGCAUCAAAGGUACACUUGAUCAUCUCAAAUUUUCUUCUCUACCCCAUAUAACUAGAUUUGAUCUUUAUCGUAAUGCCCUCCAUGGAACCGUUCCUGCCAACAUUGGGAACCUUUCUAGAUUAAUUUAUCUUAGAUUGGCUUCAAAUCAAUUGUCUGGUGCCAUUCCAAUUCAAAUAAGCCAGCUAACCAAUCUUAGGUUCUUGUACCUUUCCAAUAACUCAUCCAAUGGCUCCAUCCCGAAAGAAGUUACGUUUCUCAUGUCUCUUGUUCAUCUCUCUCUAACAGUAAAUGAGUUUACUGGAUCAAUCCCUUCUUCUAUUGGCAAUAUGACUGACCUAACUGUGCUAGACCUUGAAGGCAACAAACUUUCAGGAUCCAUUCCAGAAGAGAUUGGGAAGCUCAGAUCUCUUAUUGAACUCUCUUUAGCUUCAAACAUGUUCUUGGGUUCCAUUCCACAGUCUAUUAGAAACUUAGGUAACCUAACAUUUUUGUAUCUUACCAAUAAUUUUCUUUCUGGACCAAUCCCGGAAGGAAUUUGGAGCCUUUUGUCUCUAGAAGAACUUUUAUUUCAAAAAAACAAUCUAACCGGUAACAUUCCCAAUUCAAUUGGCAAUUUGAAGAUGUUAGUUUUUUUAAACAUCUUUGGAAAUGAGCUUACCGGACAUAUUCCUUCCUCCAUUGGAAAUUUAACCAAACUCAAGUAUUUGGAUCUUUCUCAAAACAACUUAUAUGGGGCUAUCCCUCCCGAAUUGGGAACAUUGAAGUUACUAGCUUAUAUUAGUAUUUUCGAAAACCAGUUAAGUGGUGCUCUUCCAGAUGGAUUCAACAAUCUUACACAUUUAAAUGUGCUAAUGCUGUCUCAAAACUAUCUUACUGGUCAUUUACCCCAAAAUAUUUGCAUUGGUAGAUCUCUGACAAGAUUCGUAGUAUCUGAAAAUAACUUUGUGGGUGCCAUGCCAAGGAGCUUGAAAAACUGUUCUAGUUUACGAGUUAUCAAUGUCGCUGACAAUCAACUAUCAGGAAGUAUCUCUGAAGAAUUUGGCAUCCAUCCAGAUGUGGAAUUCAUUAAUUUAAACAAGAAUAAAUUUUUUGGUCAGUUGUCUUGGAAUUGGAGUGGCUAUCUGAAUUUGACAGCAUUGGGGAUCUCGAACAAUAAUCUUUCGGGUAGAAUACCAAGUGGGCUUGGAGAGCUAUCUCGUCUACAAAUACUUUAUCUUUCUUCAAAUCACUUGCAUGGGAAGAUUCCAAGAAGUUUGGGGAAGUUGACUUUGUUGCUUUCGCUUAAGCUGCACAACAACAGUCUCUCAGGCAAUAUACCAUCAGAAAUUGGUUAG